CUCCUCUCCAUACACCAUCAUUGUUGGAUGUCGUUUAGACAUUCCACUUCCCGCUCGUUUAUCCUCUUUUGAUUCUGGCUUACUCAAAGUCUCCCUCCCUACCGUCACCAUCAAGAGGCACAUUCCCCUUGAUUUUACGUUGACAUGAAGCCCACUGUCCUUUUCACACUCCUGGCCAGCGGUGCCUACGCAGCCGCGACGCCCGCCAUUCCAGGUUACUCACCCCGUACCCGCGGCAUGAACCCGCACCAUCACGCCCCCCUCCGCCUCCUCCACACCUUUACCCCCAUCAGCACCUCCGGCAAGAGCUUCCGCCUCCUCGCGUCCUCCACAGAAUCCACCAAAGGCGGGGCGAUUCUUGGGCUCCCGGACAACGACCUGUCCACCGUCCGCACGACAAUCCGUAUCCCCGCGGCCAAGAUGCCCACGGCGGGCCCGACGGCCAACAACACAGUCGGCGAGUAUGCCGCGUCCUUCUGGGUGGGCAUCGACAGCGCUACCGACGCCUGCGGGGCCGGCGGCUCGCUGCGCGCCGGGGUGGACAUCUUCUGGGACGGCACGCUCGGCGGACAGCAGACCCCGUUCGCGUGGUACCAGGGGCCCGGGCAGGCCGACGUAGUCGGGUUUGGCGGCGGGUUCCCCGUCGGGGAGGGGGACCUGGUGCGGCUCACGCUCGAGGCGGGACCUGCGGGCGGGGAGGAGAUCGCGGUGGUGGCCGAGAACUUUGGGCGGAACGUGACCCGUGCCGACGAGGGCGCUGUACCGGUCAGGAAGGUGCGGAAGGUGCUGCCGGCGGAGGCGGGCGGGCAGAAGCUGUGCCGCGGCGAGGCCGCCUGGAUGGUCGAGGACUUUCCGCUCCAGGGCCGGCCCGAAUUCCCAACGGCGCUGGCCAACUUUACGAGCGUCACGUUUAACACCGGGAUCACGCUCGACGAUGGAACGGAGAAAGAUCUCACAGGCGCCGAAGUACUGGAUAUCCAACUCGAAGCGCAGGGCGGACGAUUGACGAGCUGUGAGGUGGUUGAUGAUAGGAACGUAAAGUGCGCAAGGGUGGUGGGCGACAACUAAUAGAUGCAGUUGGUUCUGUUAAGUAAUGUCUUAAUGUAUG
This is a messenger RNA of Thermothelomyces thermophilus ATCC 42464, 1108 nucleotides long. RefSeq lists its product as uncharacterized. NCBI's taxonomy places the organism in Eukaryota, Fungi, Ascomycota, Sordariomycetes, Sordariales, Chaetomiaceae. Gene Ontology annotation, biological process: proteolysis. The record is from RefSeq and is a predicted model, not a curated record. The transcript has a single exon. Bases 145 to 1068 code for a protein of 307 amino acids. Gene Ontology annotation, molecular function: glutamic-type endopeptidase activity.